AUGGGUGUCGAACCUCCAUUCAUUUACGACCGACCCUCGACAUACACCUUUGGCGGACCAACCGAUCGUGGUUUCAAUCCCAAGGCGGCAACACACGCAUCAUGGGCACCCAAGGCUCAGAAACCAAAGCAGGAUGGGCCGCUGGUCGAUUUUAACAAGCACCCUGACUCGUACAUCGUCGUUCCUUACGGCAACCUGAAUGCCAAAGCAAUGCCUCCGAGUACCGAGAAGAUGAUCAUCCGCAGCCGGAAACUGCAGCUUCUCUCCCGCGUAUGCGCACUGCUCGGAGCUCUGGGAAUCCUGUUCUGCGUCAUUGCUAUCACAAAAACCUCAGCGACAGUUGGAUGGAUCAUACGAGGCGCUCCAGCGAUUGCCAUACUGCAUACCGUCUACGCCAUCUUCAACCUCGCGCGCGCCCCCACAAGCCGUACAGCAGGCUCGACAGCAAGCUACAUGAUUUUUGCCGCUCUGGUUGAUAGCGGCCUAAUUCCCUUCUGGGCCUUCUCGGCUUGGAUGGCGCAUGAGGAUUACACCAAGAACCAGUAUGGUUGGAGCACACUUUUCAAUGAUUCGGACCUGUCAUAUAAGAUUAUCUUCGCCUUCUUCCUGCUUUCUUGCAUUGAAGGCGGCUUGAUGGUCGUGUCUCUCUUGCUGGAUAUCUACUUGGGCAUGAAGUUCAGACAGAUUUCCAGGCUGCCUCCCGACAUGAACCCUCUGGAGCCGACCCUCACGUCGAGGCACAAGCACAAGAAGUCUGAGAUCACCGAGAAGAACAUGAGAUUUUCGGGAUUGGUUGCCGCGAAGCGAGAAUCGCAAGCCUCUAGCUUCAAGAGAGUGCCCUUCAUACAUACUCGCACCGAUUCGGCUGAUAGCGUCACACUCUACGGCAGUGAAGGUGCUCGAAAUUCCCGCCUCGAGCUCCGCAAGGAUCUGGACGAAUCGGGCAAGGAUCCAUGGCGCUGGUCAAGAAACUCGUCCCCCGAACGACCUCAGUCAGCGGUUGUUCCUUCGCCGACUUCUCGAGCUGCGGGUAGUGGCAUGGAUUUCCGGCCUGAGCGCUCGUCCAUGCUUAGUGAGAAGCCGUCGAGGCCAUCAUCUUGGCUGUCAUACCUUGAUUACGAAGGUGUGCCCACCCCCAUCAGCGACGACGCCAACGCAGAGUUUGACAACGACGUUCGGCCGGUUUCACCCGUUUCAGCAGUCUCCGACAAAGACGCCUCGUUCGUUAGAACGUCACGCGAACGUGCAAAUUGGUACAGUGGUUCGACAGCUCGCGACAGCCGGAUUCACCUGCCACCGUCUGCGAACCACAGUCCCGCUUUGUCGCACGCGCACACAGGAAGCAGAACCUCCCUCGCAAUGCCACCUCCCCCGUCUCCUCCCAAGAAGAGAAGCCGAGAACCGCUGGGCAUGAACCCUCCCACACCCACGCGUUCUCCCUUUGCCGACGAAAACGCCUAUACAACCCCCAUCAGAACUCCUAACUCCAACCGCGCAAUUCUGCAAGACACCACCGCCAAUAGUCAGGCCCGACCCGACGCGAAUCCUACCAAUUCCCGGCCCUCAAGCUUUGUCGGCUCCGGCGGCAAGCCCCGUUUCUAUGGCAACCUCGGCACUCCUGUCAGCGGCUCUCCACUCAACUCGCCGUCUCGCGCCCACAGCUACGAAAAGGGAGAAAUCAUCUCGGUCGUCCGGGAAGUCGAAGACAUGUACGAGCGGACGCGCACCAUGCAGACCGAGUCGGACUAUUCUGCGAAUUUCGAAGUCCACGGCUCCGAAAGCGACGAUGAGGAUGACGGAAAGCUGAGUGCACAUAUCGGUGCCAUGCACACCACUGCGAGUGCGACUCCGAGCCACUGGAAUGGCGUCCGACAGGCGAGCAAUUCCACCGGCUUUGACUUGAACAGUGGAUAUGCCGGGUUGGGCACCGAGUUUGGCAAAGGGAUGGGCAGACGGAGAGACGUUAGUGGUAAGGUUGCCGAGGAGGGGAGAGCGAGUCCGACGAGGAACGGGGCCGCCGGGUGGGAGCGGUUCAAGGGGUUGUAG
Cladophialophora yegresii CBS 114405 is the source of this 2046-nucleotide messenger RNA. RefSeq lists its product as uncharacterized. The transcript has 2 exons. Lineage: Eukaryota; Fungi; Ascomycota; Eurotiomycetes; Chaetothyriales; Herpotrichiellaceae. The coding region runs from base 1 to 2046 and encodes 681 amino acids. The record is from RefSeq and is a predicted model, not a curated record.